Alligator sinensis (Chinese alligator) is the source of this 1962-nucleotide messenger RNA. RefSeq names its product scavenger receptor cysteine-rich type 1 protein M130-like. NCBI's taxonomy places the organism in Eukaryota, Metazoa, Chordata, Crocodylia, Alligatoridae. The record is from RefSeq and is a predicted model, not a curated record. The transcript is spliced from 8 exons. The coding region runs from base 1 to 1962 and encodes 653 amino acids. Gene Ontology annotation, cellular component: membrane.
AUGAUAUGCUCGUCUUCCCCUAUGUUCAGCUCUGGCCCCAUCCAUGUGUACCUUUCUCUCUGGAUCCCCAGGGGUGCCAAAUGGAUCUGGAAGGAGGUGUACACCCUUCUGGUGCUGUGGGGCAAGGAGGCAGCUUGCCCAGGUGAGACACAGCCCCGGCUGAUUGAAGGUGACAAUGCCUGCUCAGGACGUCUGGAGAUAAGCCAUGGACACACUUGGGCUACUGUCAGUGAUUCCCACCUUGAUCUUAAAGCUGCCAGUGUGAUUUGUAAUGAGCUACAGUGUGGAGCAGUUGUAUCCAUCACAGAAGGAGCUCACUUUGGAGAAGGACAAGGGCCAAUCUGGACUGAAGAGUUUCAGUGUGUGGGAAAUGAGUCUUAUCUCGCAUACUGCCCCCGAGCACCACCCAUGAAUCGGACAGGCUCACAUGCAAAUGAUAUUGGCCUUAUAUGUUCACGGUUCACAGGGUUCAGGCUGGUGAACGGCAGCACACGGUGCUCGGGGAGAGUGGAGGUCCAAGUGCUCAGUGCGUGGGGCACCGUGUGUGACUCACACUGGGAUUUAUCUGAUGCCCACGUUCUCUGUCGUCAGCUUGAUUGUGGAUUUGCUGUGUCCACUCCAGGAGGAGGGCAUUUUGGGAAAGGAACCGGGCCUGUCUGGAAAGACGCAUUCUAUUGUAAUGGGAGUGAACUCCAUUUGUGGCACUGCCCAGUAAUUGCCUUGGGGGCCUCUCAAUGCUCACAUGACCAUGAUGUUAGUGUGAUUUGCUCAGGACACGAGUCUAAUCUGACCCUGUGUAACACCUCCCUGUCUGAGACAAUGCAGGCUGGUAUAGCAGAAGACGUCAGUGUUGUUUGCUCAGGAAGCAGGAGGAUCAGACUGGUGAAUGGGGCGGGUCGCUGUGCUGGGAGAGUGGAGGUGUAUUACCAGGGCACCUGGGGGACCAUCUGUGAUGAUUCCUGGGACUUGUCUGAUGCUAAUGUGGUUUGCAGACAGCUGAGAUGUGGAUACGCCAUUGAGGCAUCUCCUUCUGCUCAAUACGGGCAAGGCUCAGGGCAGAUCUGGCUGGACGAUGUGAUAUGCUCCGGGGAUGAGUCCGAGCUCUGGGCAUGUCCUUCCAGGGGCUGGGGCCAGCACAACUGCCGACACAAAGAGGAUGCAGGAGUGCUCUGUUCAGAGUUCAUGGAUCUGAGGCUGGUGAAUGGCGGUGACUGUGCUGGACGGCUGGAGGUUUUCUACAAUGGGACCUGGGGGAGUGUUUGCUCCAAUCGAAUGACUCAAGCCACUGUUGAAAUUAUAUGCAAACAGCUGAGCUGUGGAGCUGGAGGGGCAUUUGCAAGAGAGUUUGCAUAUGGAGAAGGUUCUGGUCCCACAUGGCUGGACCACAUUGAGUGUCAUCAUGAGCAUCACUGUUCCCUUUGGCAGUGCCCAUCAGAGCCGUGGGCUCUUCAGUCAUGUGAUACCCGGAUAGAAGAGAUGCACAUUUCUUGCAGUGGUAAAAACCCAUUUGCUGCAUGCCCAAGCUCUACAAACUGCACAGACACAGAAAAGAUCCGUGUUGUGGGAGGAGAGGACAGCUGUUCAGGGAGAGUGGAAGUUUGGCACCGUGGCUCCUGGGGAACGGUGUGUGAUGACUCCUGGGACAUGGCGGAUGCGGACGUUGUGUGUAAACAGCUGGGCUGUGGACCUGCUGUGUCUGCCCUGAGUGGAGCAGCAUUCGGGGAAGGGGAUGGCCCCAUCUGGUUGGAGAAGUUGGACUGUCGAGGGACAGAGUCAUCUCUGUGGCACUGUCCUGCGAAGCACUGGGAGGACGCUAACUGCUCCCACCAUAAAGACGAUGCUGCUUGUAAUGUGUCUGGUGAGUACAAGCCUCCUUGGACAGGCUUGGCAGGAUUCAAUAAGGAAAACUUCCUGCAGAGAUGGUAUGUGAGGCUAGAAAGAGACGAUGUCAGUGGAGCAUGA